AAGGUUGCCUCCAACCAGGAGCUCACGGCUGCCAUAAAAGAAGAUAUUUCGCUUUUUUGGCAGCAGAAGAUAGUUUGCAGCGCCCACUCAUGCGCAUCAGUUGGGGAAAAAAUAGGCAGAAAUUUAUUUUUCUCUUUUCUAUCCGUAUACCUCAAUCAUACAAGAUAACAGAGACACGUGUGAACAGUUGGGACUGAUUAUUCAAAUGCUGUUUGUACAUUAAAUGCGGUUAUCCAGGGUAUUGAUUCGGCUAAUGCGAUAACCUUAAGUUUUACUGUGGUGGGGAAAGAAAAGUCUUUGAUGACAAGGAAAUGGGCAAGUUAGGAUGUGCUGGCGGACGGCGGUGAAGUCCGGACAGAUGUGGAUUUAACAGAAGAACGUUGCUUGAAUUGGUCGAAUCUUAUGGCUUGAAGGUUCCAUCCCAAGCCUCAGCUCUACACCAGUCAUGGAUUUUGUCACAGAGUACACCUACAAUGAGAGUUACUAUGCCAACGGCACCGAGGGCCUCGGCAACAGCACCGCAUGCCAACGGAAACAUCCCUACAACUACUACGCCAUGCUGCUCACGCUCCUCAUAUUCGUCAUCGUCUUCGGCAACGUACUGGUGUGCAUGGCGGUCUCCAGGGAGAAGGCCCUGCAGACCACCACCAACUACCUGAUCGUCAGCCUGGCCGUGGCCGACCUGCUGGUGGCCACCCUCGUUAUGCCCUGGGUGGUCUAUCUGGAGGUGGUCGGAGAGUGGCGGUUCAGCAAGAUACACUGCGACAUCUUCGUCACCCUGGACGUGAUGAUGUGCACGGCAAGCAUCCUCAACCUCUGCGCCAUCAGCAUCGACAGGUACACGGCCGUCGCCAUGCCGAUAUUGUACAACACGCGGUACAGCUCCAAGAGGAGAGUCACGGUCAUGAUUUCUGUGGUUUGGGUCCUGUCUUUCGCAAUAUCCUGCCCCCUACUGUUCGGCCUGAACAACACAGCCACUCGUGACGAGGCCCAGUGCGUGAUCGCCAAUCCCGCCUUUGUGGUCUACUCCUCCAUCGUCUCCUUCUACGUGCCCUUCAUCAUCACUCUGCUGGUCUACGUGCAGAUUUACGUGGUGCUGCGCAAGCGACGUAAACGUGUCAACACCAAGCGCAGCUGUCAUGUGACUGACGCGGAAAACGCCGGAAAGGAGAAGUGCACCCACCCAGAAGAUGUAAAGCUCUGUACUGUGAUUGUGAAGUCCAACGGGGCCCUUUCCCUGAAAAACAAGAAAGUGAUCCUGAUACAGGAGGCUGCCCAGCCGGUCGCUGACAUGGAGAUGGACUUGAUGACGAGCUCCAGCCCCAUGGAAAAGAAGAGGACUGCGCCCGCGCCCGCCACCCACCAACUCUGCAUGCCCGCCGCCCCCACCCAGCGGCAGGGCUCGGCGCCGCCCUCCCCGGCCGAGAGCCGGCUCGAAGGCGAUAGGAACGGCCACACCAAGGAUGCCCUCGUCCCCAAGGCCACGAAAGCCUUCGAGACAGAAGCGCUGCCUGGUGGGAAAACUCGCAGCACUGUGAAGCCCCUCAGCAAGAGGAAGAUCUCGCAGCAAAAAGAGAAGAAGGCCACGCAGAUGUUAGCCAUCGUCUUAGGUGUGUUUAUUAUAUGCUGGCUGCCCUUUUUUAUCACGCACAUUUUAAACACCCACUGCACGCAUUGCCGGGUCCCAUCGGAAAUGUACAACGCCUUCACGUGGCUGGGCUACGUGAACAGUGCCGUGAACCCCAUUAUUUACACCACCUUCAACAUUGAGUUCAGGAAGGCCUUCAUCAAGAUACUGCACUGUUAAAAAAACGCAGAGCGUGAUGCGGGGCUGGACGAAGGCCGGAACUGGCCGCCAUCCACAUCGCUUACAUCGCAAGAAGCCGCUUCCGAGCUCUUUUCGUGCUUCGCGCCCUCAGAUGGGAGAUGAGGUAAGUGCGAGUCAUUCGGCGAUUGAGUCACGCCGCACAGUCACCGCAAAUUAAAUGGAUAUCAACUUUGAACAUGUGCUCUGUAUAUCAUUGUAGAUUGAAAACAGUCUGGAACACCGAUGUGUUGCAGAAUGGUGACACCCUGGAAUGGGACUG
Molecule: messenger RNA, 2087 nt
Organism: Brienomyrus brachyistius
Lineage: Eukaryota; Metazoa; Chordata; Actinopteri; Osteoglossiformes; Mormyridae
Gene: drd2b
Product: dopamine receptor D2b
Exons: 8
Coding region: 446-1807 (453 amino acids)
Biological process (GO): adenylate cyclase-activating adrenergic receptor signaling pathway; adenylate cyclase-inhibiting dopamine receptor signaling pathway
Cellular component (GO): glutamatergic synapse; presynaptic membrane
Molecular function (GO): G protein-coupled receptor activity; dopamine neurotransmitter receptor activity, coupled via Gi/Go
Source: RefSeq, a predicted model, not a curated record